Messenger RNA from Periophthalmus magnuspinnatus, 372 nucleotides. RefSeq names its product sperm protamine P1-like. NCBI's taxonomy places the organism in Eukaryota, Metazoa, Chordata, Actinopteri, Gobiiformes, Gobiidae. The coding region runs from base 1 to 372 and encodes 123 amino acids. The record is from RefSeq and is a predicted model, not a curated record. The transcript has a single exon.
AUGUCUAGGAAGAAGAAGAAGUCUGGGAAGAAGUCUGGGAAGAAGAAGAAGUCUGGGAAGAAGAAGAAGUCUGGGAAGAAGUCUGGGAAGAAGAAAAAGUCUGGGAAGAAGUCUGGGAAGAAGAAGAAGUCUGGGAAGAAGUCUGGGAAGAAGAAGAAGUCUGGGAAGAAGUCUGGGAAGAAGAAGAAGUCUGGGAAGAAGAAGAAGUCUGGGAAGAAGUCUGGGAAGAAGAAAAAGUCUGGGAAGAAGUCUGGGAAGAAGAAGAAGUCUGGGAAGAAGUCUGGGAAGAAGAAGAAGUCUGGGAAGAAGUCUGGGAAGAAGAAGACGUCUGGGAAGAAGAAGUCUGGGAAGAAGUCUGGGAAGAAGAAGUAG